GUACGCACUAAGCAGUAGUCCGGCAGAUGACAGGGGAAGCGAUAAGGACAGUUAUAUACCCAGAGAGCAGAAAAUAGGAGACACUGAAUCCAAUCCAGUGUGUGGCUGUGGCAAAGGACGGAUCAUUCCCACCCUACAAUCUGACUGUCACCGGCGACAGAGCAACAUAACCGGAGGCCAAACAGUAAAGGAAGCAGGAGAAAAGAGUAAAAUACCCGAUGAUGGCCUUGCUCCCUUCUUCCUCCCUACCUGGCACCACCUUCAUCGCCCUCAACUCCCAGAACCCAACACUCUUCCCGUCACCCGCCUUCCCACUUCACAGUCUCCGCCCGAUUGUUCACGGCCGUGCCUCCUCCUUCCGUCCAACGCCGAUCCUUUUCCCCACCACCCUCAUCCACAAUUCCAACAAUUCAUUUGUUACGAACGCAACCCCAAUUCCCGCCGGCGACCUUCAAACCCUAACCCCGAUCUCCGACGAUUGGCCCGAAUUCGCCGACCGUGUGUCCGGCGAGUGGGACGGCUUCGCAGCGGACUUCACCCCACAAGGAGCCCCGAUCGAGCUCCCCGAAUCCGUCGUCCCCGAGGCGUACAGAGAGUGGGAGGUCAAAGUCCACGACUGGCAGACCCAGUGCCCCACCCUCGCCCGACCCUCGCCCGAACCCGAUCGCACCCUCUCCUACACCACCAUCAAGCUCCUCCCCACCGUCGGCUGCGAAGCCGACGCUGCCACCCGCUACACCUCCGACGAGAGAGCUGCGUCCUCCGCCUCCGCCUUCGCUUACCAUUCCAGCGGGUCGUACGUCGCUGCCUGGCCUGGUGCCGCUGCUGCCCCCAAUAAGCUGGAGCUGGAGAAUUGCUUCGUCAAUCCGCAAGAUCGGGAGUCCCGAGUCAGGAUCCUCCUCGCUCUCAAUCUUGUACGCCCUUCCGACGAAAAUCCGACGAUCUCGCUGGAAGUGGCAGGAAUCAGGGUUUUCAGGGAGCAGUGGUACGGGCCGUUCAGGAACGGCGACCAAUUGGGCGGGUGUGCAAUCAGGGACACCGCCUUCGCCGCCACUGCGCCACUCGAUCCUGCCAAGCUGCUCGGCUUUCCCUGGCGCCGAGGACCCACCGCCGUUGCUGCUUUCCAGCAUCAUCACCAACCCAACGGUUUGAUUCAGCAACUAAGUGAUGGCAAUGACAGCAGCAGCUUGGAGAAGGAGAGCCUGGUUAGAGAUGCGAGCGGCGGCGUUGUAUUGCUACCGAAGCAAAUUUGGUAUGCAGUGAAAGAAAAUUGGUGCGAAGUUGGAUGGCUGUUUGAUGAUGGUAAAGCUGUUACUUGUACAUCCCUCAUUGCACCUGACGCCACACUUAAGGAAGUUAGAUUGGCACAGGAAACUGCAGUUUUGGAGGGUGAUCAAGCACCCAGCUCGCCUUGACACGGUAGUGACAGUGCUGCCUUUACCUUUCUCGCUUGCAGGCUGCAUUUACGAAUGAGUUUAUACAGUUGGAAGAUUCGAGCCGGUAUUGUAUUGAAUUGGG
Messenger RNA from Linum tenue, 1518 nucleotides. The record is from the annotation of a GenBank genome assembly. NCBI's taxonomy places the organism in Eukaryota, Viridiplantae, Streptophyta, Magnoliopsida, Malpighiales, Linaceae.